UUCUUUUUUCCUUUCUUGCUUCAGCUCUACAGCCUAGCAUAUACGUUUUUCGCCUUCUACUUGUUUUCAAAGCCAACUCCAAUUCGCUCUUGGUUUGCUUUACUAUUCUCUAGUCAAUUACCUGAAUGAGCACAGAAAGCCCACAGCCUGCCGAGGCGGUCGUCGAGACACCGCUGGUCUCUUCCGCGCCCGAGGACACAGCCGAGCAGCAUGCCUUCCCUGAGGAGGGAGGAAUUGCAAUUCCCCCGCCCUCGGCUAAAGCACACAACACAAAUAGAUACAGCCUUGACAGCCAACCACACAUGAAGCUGCCCAGCGACAGCGGCUCAAACAACGACGAGUACACAACCGACAUGUAUACCGAAGACGACUACUCCGACGAGUACACGGAGGAUUCGAGCAGCUAUACUGAGAGCGGCAGCGACGGCGAGACAGGAAUCCCGCCCUCGACAUCGAGCCAGCCGGAGGUGACAGUGAGCCAGCCGGAGGUGACAGUGAGCCAGGCCAAGAGCGCGUCCGGGUCGUACCGCAGCGCCAACCGGCUGUCGUGGGCGCAGCAGGCAGUUGAGGAUGCGCCUGUCCCGAUUCCGACAGACGCCAGCAGCGCACGGGCAGUGAAUGCGCUUGGCCCGACACACCGCUCGACGGGGCGGCUGACCAAUGGCAGCCGCAAGGGCCGAGUUUGGGACGAUCCCGAUACAAUCACUGCAGCCAAUUUUGCGCAGCAAAAGAUGCCGUUGCUGACACCGUCAGCGUCAUCGACCAAGCUCAAUGCGGGCCAGCCCAUGGUUCACAACCACCACAACACGCCGUCUAUGACGGCUGUCACAGCCCAUGCAGCCAUGACGCAGCCCAAUCUGCAGCUCCAGCACCACCACCACCAGCAGCUGCAGCAGCAGGUGCGGCAGAUUGUCAAUGUCGUGCCACUGCAGCAGCAGAUUCAGCGCGAGCAGAAGCUCCAGCAAGACGCGAUCGACAACAAGCUCCUGCAAGAGCGCGCACCCCGCAUUGUGACCAUCGCACAAUUCAUCAAAUCAGUCAGCCGGCUUCUGAGUAUCGGAUUCCCGUCGGCCACAUGCACCGAGGCUCGGCUGACCGUCGCCCUGAUUGCAGUGCUAGGUGCACGCACGGGGCUGGACGUGUGGUUUGCCAACUUCAAUGCGCGCACAGUCCGCGCAGUAGUGUCCUAUGACCGGCGCACGCUGUACCUGGCCAUGAUGACGAUCAAGUGGCUGAUCAGCUCGCUGACCAUUGCGCUGCGGCGGUACGUCGAUGGGAUUACGAACAUCACGUGGAACCAGCUGCACGGGCAGGGGCCCAACGGCUCGACGCCAGCGUACGACCGGCCUGACUGGCUGCUGACAGUGCAGAUCCACCGGUUCGCCGACAUGUUCCCGCGGCUGCUGGCAGACGUGGUCAAGCCGACCUUUGACUGCCGGUUCAUCAGCCGCAGCGGCUCUUUGACCAUGGUCAUGUAUGUGGUGCUUGCAAACACCAUCAUCCGGUUCGCCUCGCCGCCGCUGGAGGAGCGGUACCGUGGCCGGGCGGCGGCGGCCAGCACGCCGCUUGUCCAGCAACAGCAGCAGCAGCAACAGCAGCAGCAGGAAAAGGGCUCGUCGAUAAUAUCGCCGGAGCCGUCGCCCCUGACCACGCCGUAUGCGAACGAGCGGUAUGCGCCGCAGGCGUUUAUUCCGCGGGUGCAGAACGGGUUCCGCAAGCGUGCGCAGGAGGCGCUGGACGGCUCAUUGGGCAGCGUAGCGUCGAAUGUGGUGACAACCAACUUCCGGCGGUUCUUUGGCGGAAUUGGCGAGACGAUCCUGGCCAAGUACGGAGCGACCUUGACCGCGUACUAUCUGCUGUCGCGGCCGCUGUGCACGCCGGGCAGGCGGCUGGCGUCUGAUCUGAUGCACGAUCCGGCGGCGGUCAUGAUGAGCUACACGCGCAACUCGUCGUACCUGAUCAAUCUGUCGCAGGCCACGACGCGGCUGUUGCUGAUGGUCAACGAUUUGCCCAAGUUUGUGUGGUCGACGGUCAAGGUCGAUCGGCUGCUGCGGUCGCUGGAUGUCCAUGCGCGGUACCGGCGGGAGGUUGCGCAGUCGUCGGUGUGCGAUGACGAGCGGUCGUCGCUGACGUCGAAUGAGUAAUGCUGUCCCCAUUUACCCACCACCACCCCUGUCUGCAUGUUCUAUGUGUACAUUGCCUAUUGAGGAUUGAGGGGUGAGUGGGUGAAUAGGGACAGCUCAUGCCGCAUUCCUCUGCACCCAUCAUCAUCCCCAUAUUCCUUUCCCCCCUCUUACGUUUCUUAACCCGUCUGGUUUUGUUCUACGUCUCUCCUUUAGUUUCCUGACUCCGUUUCCCAACAUGUAAUAUCCGAAAGAUAUAGAGCAGGCCAUGUAAAUAUUUUAUGUGGAGACAUGUUUUAAAACAGGGUUAAAACUGAAUGUUCAAGGGGGAAGAAAUAUGAAGUGUUUUU
Linderina pennispora is the source of this 2473-nucleotide messenger RNA. RefSeq lists its product as uncharacterized. Gene Ontology annotation, biological process: long-chain fatty acid import into peroxisome; fatty acid beta-oxidation; very long-chain fatty acid catabolic process. Gene Ontology annotation, cellular component: peroxisomal membrane. The record is from RefSeq and is a predicted model, not a curated record. The transcript is spliced from 16 exons. Gene Ontology annotation, molecular function: long-chain fatty acid transmembrane transporter activity. Bases 126 to 2144 code for a protein of 672 amino acids. NCBI's taxonomy places the organism in Eukaryota, Fungi, Kickxellomycota, Kickxellomycetes, Kickxellales, Kickxellaceae.